Messenger RNA from Dromiciops gliroides (monito del monte), 4848 nucleotides. It is a transcript of the gene MSRB3, whose product is annotated as methionine sulfoxide reductase B3. The coding region runs from base 1 to 1077 and encodes 358 amino acids. NCBI's taxonomy places the organism in Eukaryota, Metazoa, Chordata, Mammalia, Microbiotheria, Microbiotheriidae. Gene Ontology annotation, molecular function: peptide-methionine (R)-S-oxide reductase activity. The transcript has 7 exons. The record is from RefSeq and is a predicted model, not a curated record. Gene Ontology annotation, biological process: protein repair; response to oxidative stress. Gene Ontology annotation, cellular component: cytoplasm.
AUGAGGAAAAGGAGAGUUGGAGAGGCAGUGUGGUCCAGUGGAAGGAGGCCAGUUUUGGGGGCCAAAAGACCCGGGUUCAAAUCCCACUUGUUAGGAGAUGUAGGAGGAAGAGGAGGAGGAGGAGGAGAAGGAGGUGGUGCCGUACGGGAGCCCUCAGCCCUGCCCGGGGAGCCUUUGUCCUCCCUCACUCUCGCCGUCUAUGCUCAUAUUUGGAGUUGGCUGCUCUUGCCCAGGAAUUUCCCGUCAUGCCUCCCGACGCCCUGUCGCCCGCAGCCGGGGAGGGACAGACAGCGGGGAGCCCGGCCAAGGCCACGGCGGCGGCCUCCCUCUGCCCCGUCAGUCUGUCCAUCUGUCAGUCCGCCCGCCGGUCAGUCCGUCCGCCGGUCAGUCCGUCCAUGCGCCCGCCGCCGCGCGCCCUGCUGCUCUGCCUCCAGCUUUGCCUUUGCCUGGCCGCGGCGGCCGCCCAACAACGGGCUCUUGCGCCUGUUCUUUGCCUCUCGUUUUGUUGGUGAAGAUAGCACAGUGAUGUCUGCAUUCAACCUGCUGCAUCUGGUGACAAAGAGCCAGCCAGUGGCCCAGCGAGCCUGUGGGCUUCCCUCAGGGUCAUGUAGGGAUAGAAAGAACUGUAAGGUGGUCUUUUCCCAGCAGGAACUGAGGAAGCGACUGACACCCCUGCAGUACCAUGUCACUCAGGAGAAAGGAACUGAGAGUGCCUUUGAGGGAAAAUAUACAAGUCAUAAAGAUCAUGGAAUGUACCAAUGUGUUGUGUGUGGGACGCCUUUAUUCAAUUCAGAAACCAAAUAUGACUCUGGUUCAGGUUGGCCCUCAUUCCAUGAUGUGAUAAGUUCCGAUGCAAUUACAUUCACUGAUGACUUUUCCCACGGGAUGCACAGGGUCGAAACAAGCUGCUCUCAGUGUGGUGCUCACCUUGGGCAUGUUUUUGAUGAUGGGCCUCGACCAACCGGCAAAAGAUACUGCAUAAAUUCUGCUUCCUUGUCUUUCACACCUGCAGAGAAUGGUAACACCGAAGACAACAGUCUCAGCUUCCCUUCCCAGGCUGACAAAAUGGAGCUGUAGAAUCAGAUUCCUUAUGAGACAACGAUCUUACCAAUUAGUAGGGGAAAAAAAAAACCAAAAUCGUGGUCUACUAUCUUAUCCCAUAUGUGCAUAUAUAUUUUUCAAAAAUAGAAGGGCAGUUUGUGUUCUUGAUUUUUUUUCUUCCUCCUCUUCCUUUUUGCUUAAACAGAGAGGCCUUAGCCAGAGUGUAUUUUGCUAUUGAUUAUAUUCUUAACUCUUUGUAUGUAGACUUGGCAAAAAGAGAUAGUUUUGAGAAUGCCUUAUCACUAGAUAUUUGAGUACCAAGCUGCAAUACUUUCUUAAAAGUGGAUUUAAAGACUCUCUCUUGCAUCAGAAGGAAAGGGCGAUUUGGCCUCCUGACUCCAAAUUAGAGCACUCCAUUGUCAAUGCCACUUGAAGAGAACUGAGCCUGGGUAGUGAGUUCAGACCUGCAAGACAGAUGGCCGUAGGGCAUUUGUAUAGAUCUAUUGAAGAUAAGGAUGGAGUGAUGCCUUACCAUACUUGAAGGCUUUGUGGAAAGUUUGAGCUAAGGCAGUUUAUUCCCACUAAAAGGGUGUGAAGGUCUAAAGUCUUUCCUUAUGUUAAAUUGCUGCCAGAUCUGAGGGGGUACAGGGAGUGUUGUGGAAGGGGGAAGUAAACAUUACCUCACUUUCAUGCCUUUAUUGUAUUUUAGUUUCCAUUGAAAACAUUGGAAUGCAAGACAAAUGUAAGACUUUGGGCUCCAUUUUGCUCAAGGUUCACCCUGGGGAACACCUGCCAUGGCCUUUUCAGAAAUCCGCCCUUCCACACCCAACACCAGCUGCAACUGAGGCAAUAGUUUGGGAAAUUUGAACUUCUUAAAUUAAAAUAUUGGGAAUGGGAAGCUUCAAACCAAAGUAGGGGACGUGGUGGAAAAAAUGAGAUGACCAAAGGAGAUUAAACGAAGGACUGGAAUUGUUACAUGGCAGACCACUCUUGGACAGGCAGGACAUGGAACAACUCAACAGGCCCCUAAAGGUGUGCUACCUUAUAAGAGGGUGCAAAGCCAUUCUAGAAAUGUGGAGAUUGGAUUUGUAGGAUUAAAGCAGGGAGGCAGGAAUUAGGUGUUCUGGGUUCCAAUCUCAUGCUUGCCUUGGUCUGCUAUGUUAAACAUGACCCUAUCUAUGUCUGCAUCCCCACAGGUGAAAUGGCAUUUGUAAAGUACAUUGAAAUCCUCAGGGCAAAAGCACUAUUAUUGCUGUGUAAUUAAUAUGAAUAACAAUAAUAAUACUAGCUAGCAAUUGUGUAGUGCUUUCAGGCUUGCAAAGUGCUUUACAUAUGUUAACUCAUUUGACUAUCACAACAACCCUGGGAGGUAGGUGCUAUUAUUGACCCCAUUUUACAGAUGAGGAAACUUGAGGCAAAGAAGGGUUAAGUGACUUGCCAGGGUCACACAGUUAGUAAAUAUCUGAGGCAGGAUUCAUACUCAGGUCUUCUCUGAUUCCAGAUCCAUCACUCAACAUACCACACCAACUAGCUGCCUCUAAGUAUUAGUACUUUCUAUUAAAUACUACUAAAAUAUUAGUAUUUUCUAUUUUCAAACCAAAUUUUUUUUCUGGUCCUAAAAGCCUCAAAGGUUUCAGGCCUGGCAAUUGAAAUGGAAAGGAAUAGAGAGCAGGUUCACCCUGGAGGUAGGCAUGGAAAUAAUGGGCCUGCCAGUCAGAAAUUUUUCUUUGUAGCCAUAGGGGCUGGUUUUAUUCUUGCACAUUUGUGUUUUAAUAUUUAGUCAGAUUGGAGACACACAUUGUUGUGCACAAUAAAGUUGGAGCAGGAUGCAAGAUGGAGCGAUGUCACCUGGUGGUUCAGUGGCCUGGAACCUUUGCCAACCAAUACCAGAUCUAAUUUGUACCAAUUAGUGGUUAAUAACGGAAAUGACAGCUUGAAGCCUGAGUUCUAAAAAGCAACUCCUUUUUAUAAGUAAUUAAAAAGGGGGAAAUGGAGAAGAACUCAUGGAAAGUACCGUAUUGCCUCUUGAAGACUAAAUCAAAGAUUUAGAUUUGGAACACUGGAAAAAGAAAAGAAGUGACUAAAACAGAAGAAUAUUUGAAUGCCAAUGUUGACUGCAUUUGUGAUCUGAAUCCCUAUGAUGUAUCCUAGGUCCCUAAAAUCCUGUUGCCUUUUUAUUGCAAAAUGGGCUAUGUCUAAAUGAGUUUGAGUAUCUCCCUGUCAACCCUGUGGCUGGCCAUCUCCUUGUGCUCUAAAAUACUCAAGGAUGUCUCUUUCCUCCCUAAAGUAUAAAUCAGGACUAAGAUAGACCUAUCUAUAGCUGCCUUACCGCAGCCCCAUUUGAGGAAUCUGCUACAUUUAGGCCUCCUCAGAGAUCUCUUUGGAAGUUGACCAAAGCCUAGGCAGGCACUGGAAGUAUGCCAUAUAUUCAUGAAUUCUCUGCUGGUUCUUGUUCAGGGUGGAGCCCUGGGCGAUGGUUUUCCUUUCCCAUUCCCUUUUUCCUGUGUCCCUAGUUCUAUUAAUCUUAUUUUUGUUUUGAAUUAGUUUUCCUGUUAAUAAACCCUGUUCUGUUUUUGAAAGAGGCUGUUAAUCUCCUUCCUUGCCCCAAUAUUGCAGUGAGUUGCCUAAUUAAUACUCCCUAAUCUAUAGUCUGAAGGAUCCAGAGAAGGCUCAAGGGUCCAGAUAAUUAGAAGUACCAAGUGGCUUGACUAUAAUUGCUGAGUUCUUCAUUGGCCUAGAGAAAAACCUGCCUAGACCUAACUGGACAUUCACCAUGGCACUUCAGUGGAGAAGGGUAAAGAAUUAAGGAAGUCCCUCCUCUCCCUUGGUUUCUUCAUUGCCAUUCUUUCAUCUUUGUCUUUAUGGGGCUUAGCAUUUUCUGGGAAAGGAUUAUUCUUUUCCUUCCUUGAUUUUUUUUUCUUCCAGGAAAUCCCAUUUUUCUCUAAUUGCAUUUUUCAACAUCAAUUUUAAGGAAAAAACCAAUAUCCAUAUUAAAAAAUGGGGUACAUACAUGUUUUAAUUCCAUGUUGCUUUUGGAUUUCUAUUAUCGAAUUUCAGUAUAUUUAUGUCUUAUGUUAAAAAAUAUAUUACUAAACUUCAGUGAGCAAUAAUGUCAGCUGUCAUGCACUAGAUUUAUUUGUGCAUUAUAUGGAGUGCAGUGAACUGAGUCAAUAUGGUGAGGCGCGUGUGAUCUGUGGGAGUUGUAUCAUUUAAAAUAGGAAAUUCAUUGUGCUCUCCUUCCAUGAAUUACAACAUGAUGCAGAGCAAGAUAGAUUUCCUAUCACACUGUUAGAAUAUGUUGGACCCUGCUCAUAUUAAAGAGUACAAACAGUGGUCCGCUUGCAGUCAUGAGAAAGGGACCUUGAGAGAGCAAAGAUAUAAAUACUGCCUUAUGAGAGCAUUUCUAUAUAUUUAACUUUGCACUUCUUUUAUGCUUUUAAAAUUGGAAUCCAAAUGAUGUAGCAGUUUGAGAAUGUAUUUUACAAUAGUCUCCCAUAUUGUUGCUUUAUUGGAAAUGCAUUUCUUUAAACAUGAAUAAUGGGGGAAAAAGGGAUGUAAACUAGAGAAGGGAUUGUAUCUUCAGAUCUUUGUAUCUUCCAGCACCUAGGACAGUGCCUUACACAUAGGAGGCACUCAAUAGUUAUUUGUUGAAUUGAACUUAUUGAAUUGUUGAAUCAAAUAUUUUUGCCUUAAGUAGAUUUGUAAUAAAAUUCCCCAUUCCCCCCAAACACUACAAACUUUUAAAAAAUGUUAUAAAAUGUUCAGUGGACAAAGUUUUUCUUAUGCCUAUUGUAUUAUGAAGAGUUA